Sorex fumeus (smoky shrew) is the source of this 487-nucleotide messenger RNA. RefSeq names its product granulysin (gene GNLY). Gene Ontology annotation, biological process: antimicrobial humoral immune response mediated by antimicrobial peptide; lipid metabolic process; defense response to bacterium. Gene Ontology annotation, cellular component: cytolytic granule. The record is from RefSeq and is a predicted model, not a curated record. The coding region runs from base 1 to 405 and encodes 134 amino acids. The transcript has 5 exons. Lineage: Eukaryota; Metazoa; Chordata; Mammalia; Eulipotyphla; Soricidae.
AUGACCCUCUGGGCUCUUGUGCUCCUGGUCUCGGCAUUCCUGAUUACCCCAGGACUGGCCGUCUCUGGUCUGGACCCCGAGUCUGCGGACCUGGAUCUGGGUCUGAGUGAGGCAGAGCUGCUCCAGGACAAUCUUCUGGCCGAAAGAUGGAAUGUGGGCUUCCGCUGUACGUCCUGUAAGAAGACGAUACAGAAGCUGGAGAACAUGGUGGGGACCGAGGCCAGCAAGGAGUCCAUCAGCCAGGCCGCGUCCCAGGUGUGUGGCAAGAUGGGCUUGCUGAAAGUCCCCUGCAGGAUUCUCAUAAAGACAUUUUUAAAAGUCAUUGUCCAGGACAUCAUGGCUGGCAAGAGUGCCUCCGAAGUCUGUGUGGACAUUAAGAUGUGCAAAUCUGCAGGCCUCAUCUGAGCCCCUGGGGCCCUGGGCCCACCCCCGGGGAGACAGCCAGAAACUCCUCGCUCCUGAGCUCCAGACUCCCACAUUUCCUUUC